Molecule: messenger RNA, 1221 nt
Organism: Microthlaspi erraticum
Lineage: Eukaryota; Viridiplantae; Streptophyta; Magnoliopsida; Brassicales; Brassicaceae
Source: the annotation of a GenBank genome assembly
AUGGCAUCUGAUUCGAUCAGCUUGGUGAAAAGAGAUCGUCUUGUCGAGAUUGAGAGAAAAGCAGCAAAACUGUGGGAGGAUGAGCAAGUGUUCAAGGCUGAAGCUGGUGAGGGUCCACCGAAACCAGGAGAAAAGUUCUUCUCGAGCUUCCCUAUGCCGUAUAUGAAUAGUUAUCUACACAUGGGGCAUGCGUUCUCACUUUCCAAGGCUGAUUUUGCUUGUGCCUAUCGUAGACUAAGAGGGGCUAAUGUGCUCCUUCCGUUUGCCUUCCACUGUUCUGGAAACUCGAUUAAGGAUUCUGUGGACAGGAUUGCUCUUGAGAGCAGGGAGUUUGGAGAGGGCGAGGAGUUUGGAGACGAAGAUGAAGAUGGGAUUCCUCCAGAAGGUUUGUCAAAGGAAUCUGAGUGGGAGAUUAUGCGCAGUCAUGGUUUUGACGAUUAUGACAUAAAGGAAUUCAAACGUCCAUAUCGAUGGUUUUUGUACUUUCCCCCCGCGGCUGUUGAAGAUCUCAGGGCUUAUGGACUGGGAUGUGACUGGAGACGGUCCUUCCUGACCACUUAUAUUAAUCCGUUUUUCGAUGCCUUCGUGAAGUGGCAGAUGAGGAAGCUUAAAUCCAUGGGAAAGAUUGUCAAAGGCUGUGGGGAGUACAUGAUAUUCUCACCUCGACUUGGCCAGCCUUGUCCUGACCACGACCGUGUUCCUGGUGGUGAAGGUGUUGAGCCUCUAGAGUACACUCUUAUUAAGAUGCAAGUUGUGGAGCCGUUUCCACUGAAGCUGGCUCCUUUGCAAGGAAAGAGAGUGUUUUUGGCUGCAGCUACUCUCAGGCCUGAGAUCAUGUACGGACAAACAGACGUAUGGGUAUUGCCUGAUGGGAAAUAUGGAGCUUAUGAAAUCAAUGAAACUGAUUUCUUCAUCCUUACUGAGAGAGCUGCAUUCAACCUUGCCUACCAGGACUUGUCAAAGAUCCAUCGGCAGCCUUCCUGCUUACUUGAAUUGACCGGGAAUGAUCUGAUUGGACUCCCUUUGAGGUCUCCUCUGGCAGUGCACACGAUCAUCUACGCUCUCCCCAGGUCAAAUAUUCUGAUCAACAAGGGUACUGGCAUUGUCACCAGCUUGCCUAGUGAUGCCCCUGAUGAAGAAGUUAUUGCCAUUAUUAUCAAGAAAACAGCUCAUAGAGUCUGGCGAGGCAAUUAUAUACAGUGGAACCCGAGAAGCCGGUGA